AUGGCAGAUCCUCUGAGCAUAACUGCCUCACUACUAGCGGUUAUCACAGCUGCUGUUCAGUCAACGAAAGCGCUCCGCGAAACUAUCAUACGAUUCAAAGGUCGCGACAAAACAUUAGCCAGACUGCAGCAUGAGCUAUGCGAUCUCGUCACAAUACUAGACUCGUUGAAGCAAGUGAUUGGGACGGAGGCAGAGAUGUUGGCGCUUCUCAAAGGUCCUAUUGAGAGAUGUGCCCAAGUAUGCCACGAUUUUGAAAAGUGUAUGCAGGCUUUCGGAAGCAAAUCGAAGACAACCAUCAAAGACUGGACAAAGAUGGAAUUCAUGAGAGGUGACAUUCAUGAAUUUAUCGAUACCAUAUCUGGGUACAAAUCCACAAUAUCGGUCGGCUUGGGCACCUUGACCAUCCAUAAUGCCAAAGUAUCUCAAAAAGUUCUCGAAGAUUAUAACGAAAUGAUCAAGGACACAAUGUGUUCCUUGGAAGUUCACUUACAACGAGUUGACGAGAAGAUGGGGCAGCUCUCCAUCGACAACACGACCACUUCAAGCUCAAGUCUCGAUCUCAAUGACGAAAAGGAAGUCACUAAACAAUGCCUUCGCAUUUGUGAAAAUGCGUGUCAUUACAUCGCAUCCCUAGCCGGUCAAGAAUCGUCUCUCUUGCAAGGGUCACGAGAUGGAGGGGGGAAGGAUCAUCUUUUUGAGGCCCAAAGAAUCACCCGACAGGCUCUGGACAAAAAUCAAGAUAGUUUCGACACGAUUAUCCGUGGGCUCCGGGCCCGUUUGGAAAUCCUUGUAUCGAAUAAUGACCCUGGCGACGAGAACGAGAGGACACGCUUAAUAAAGGACAUCGAUGCUUCCGAGCAAUGCCUUGAGAUCUGCAAGGUAGCGAGCGAAGUGUCGAAUCGGAAAGAAUACAGAGUGGGAGAGGUCGUUGCAGAUGGCGAGAGCGACCAAGUUGUUGUGAAUACCCUUGCGGAUCUUUUCGAUGUGAAGAAAGCGUUAUCGCUGGGGAAUUCAGCCCAACUUGUAGGCUCCAUGACGGAAGAAGCCCUUCGGCAUUUGACGGACAAACGAUAUACGAGUCGGUUUGGAGCUUUAUCCUAUGCUUCUAGUAACACUGAUGAUCGAGUCACGGGACAGAUUCCAGCUAGGGGGGACUCAGCAAUCCGGGCAAUCUUACCCAAAUAUGAACAAGCCCGAGCGGGAGCAAAUGAGGUCUAUACCAAGGCAGAGCCCGUCUUCCAAUAA
This is a messenger RNA of Penicillium chermesinum, 1245 nucleotides long. RefSeq lists its product as uncharacterized. Bases 1 to 1245 code for a protein of 414 amino acids. The transcript has 2 exons. The record is from RefSeq and is a predicted model, not a curated record. NCBI's taxonomy places the organism in Eukaryota, Fungi, Ascomycota, Eurotiomycetes, Eurotiales, Aspergillaceae.